AUGGUUCAGACAGUUGAUGGCCCCGUGGGUCAGCUGAUGGCCCCCGUGGGUCAGACAGUUGAUGGCCCCAUGGGUCAGACAGUUGAUGGCCCCGUGGGUCAGCUGAUGGCCCCCGUGGGUCAGACAGUUGAUGGCCCCGUGGGUCAGACAGUUGAUGGCCCCGUGGGUCAGACAGUUGAUAGCCCCGUGGGUCAGACAGUUGAUGGCCCCGUGGGUCAGACAGUUGAUGGUUCAGUGACAGUUGAUGGCCCCGUGGGUCAGACAGUUGAUGGCCCCAUGGGUCAGACAGUUGAUGGCCCCAUGGGUCAGACAGUUGAUGGCCCCAUGGGUCAGACAGUUGAUGGCCCCAUGGGUCAGACAGUUGAUGGCCCCGUGGGUCAGACAGUUGAUGGCCCCCGUGGGUCAGACAGUUAA
Messenger RNA from Physella acuta, 414 nucleotides. RefSeq lists its product as uncharacterized. The record is from RefSeq and is a predicted model, not a curated record. Lineage: Eukaryota; Metazoa; Mollusca; Gastropoda; Physidae.